Messenger RNA from Populus euphratica (Euphrates poplar), 1079 nucleotides. RefSeq names its product 60S ribosomal protein L18a-like protein. Bases 323 to 628 code for a protein of 101 amino acids. NCBI's taxonomy places the organism in Eukaryota, Viridiplantae, Streptophyta, Magnoliopsida, Malpighiales, Salicaceae. The transcript is spliced from 6 exons. The record is from RefSeq and is a predicted model, not a curated record.
GGUUUGAAUUUUGAGGUGAUGAUUUCUUGAUUGGCAGUAUCAAUCUUUCAGUCUAAACCUCCGGUCUUAUGCUUAGAACUCGCUCGCCCACCCACAAACAAUAGCAUCAGCAGCCGCAUAUUCUCUUGAUCUGCAUCAAGAUGGAGGAAUUACUAAGAAACUAGAGCACCCUCUUCUUAUUUCUUGCUCAUAGUUCACUUCUUUAUAGGGCCAUACUGGGUUGCAAAUAUAUCACCUUUGCAUGGCUAGUGCAGGUUGUUUUGGAUCAGUACUCUGGCUUGGUGAAUGAGUUUGGUUCUUACAGUAACUUUUGAAUCAGCAGAUGGGAGGGCAUUCCACUGAUGCCAUGAACCAUAUAGAAGAUGAGUAUGUUCCCAUUAGAGAUGCGGAGGAUGCCCAACUGGGAAUGUUUGACAAACCACUUCCUUGCUUUGGCUGUGGAAUUGGAUGGUUUUCCCUUCUGCUUGGAUUUGUGUUCCCACUGAUGUGGUACUUCUCAGCAAUUCUCUACUUUGGGAAGUACUAUAACAAGGAUCCAAGGGAGCGAUCUGGCCUUGCUGCAUGUGCAAUAGCUGCUAUAGUGUUCACAGUAGCUGCGGUGAUCACUUUGCUCGUUUAUUUGUUGUGAUUCUUGCUUCUACAAUUUCAUCUUGUGGCUGCAGUGUAUGUUUCUAAACAAUAAGAUGAACCUGAUCGUGAGCUAAGGCUCUCGUGCUCGAGUUAUAAUAGGCCAAGAGGAAAAGAAUAUCAGCACGGUGAAUGAUCGAGCUAUCUUAAAUCUGUAGCUGCAACUAAUUUCUCCAGUCUUGUACAUAAUACAAAUGUGUUGUAUGAUGAUGGGCAAAAAAAAACAGAGAGAAGAAACGAAAGAAACAACGAAACUGUUAAAUGCCCUCUUAGUGUAAGUAUGUAAAGUGUUUAUAUCAAACUUACAGAGCAAAUCACUCUGUAUUUUAUGCGAUGAUGCUUUAGAAAAUGCGACAUUCCUUGAUAUAUUAUUUCAGAGUUUGCUGGAGGCAGCAGCUAACUCAAAUUGUUGCAAACUGACAAUUGAAGUUAAGUGACUUCCAAUGUGAAAA